UCGGAUCCAAGAAUGUGCAGUUAAUUUUUGAUGACAUCAUUUGAAAUAUAUUGUGAAUUUUAGUGUUUUGUUAAAAACCGCAGAGAUAUUCGGAUGAACAUAUUUUCGGAUAAUCAGGUCAGAGGAUUCAAAAAAUCUUAUGAUUUCACGAAAGAAGACCAAGAACCUCGACUUAACUUAAUCGUUUGUGAAUUUCUUUUACGCAUGCAUGAACAAUGAAUGUAACAAGUUAUAUUCAGGAACGUCAAUAUGGGUUGUCCAGGAGGAAGAAGAGUUCACAGAGGAACAUGGAAAUGUUCCUGGAGAUGAAACUCUCAAAAUCAUUUGUUAAUAAGGCUGCUGAGAUAUCUGGGAAAUGUAGGGCCACUUUUGUUAUGCAGUUCAGUCCAGAUGGGACAAAAGUUGCAUCAACACAUGGUGACCAUUCUGUUAGGGUUACAGAUAUUGCAACAGGAAAGUGUUUGCACACAUUACGAGGACAUCCUCGAACCCCUUGGAGCCUGGCUUACCAUCCCUCCUACAGUAAUAUUGUAGCCAGUGGCUGUUUAGGUGGUCAGGUCAGGAUUUGGGACCUUUAUGGCCAUGGUUGUGAAGUAUGGGACACAGAAAAUAAUUCAGUGGUUGCUGCACUGGCUUUUCAUCCGACUGACCAGGUGCUUGUCAUAGCUGCUGGUAACACUAUCUACUUCUGGGACUGGACAAAACCGGAACCGUUUGCCAAGUGUAGUACCAGUCAUGAUUAUGAAAGAAUCAGAUGGAUACAUUUUGACAGUGUUGGGCACACACUUUAUACAGGGAUCUCCAAUAAUACAUCUGUACAUAGAGAUCAGUUGUCCAGUGUGUCUCACAUGGGGGAGGAACGACCUCCACCCACAAGUCAACCAUCAAGAUUAAGCUCCGUGUACAAUAACAUUGUAAACUACUACCAGGACUACAGACGAGAUAGGCUUUUCACACAGUUAGGACCUGGUGAUGGUAUCGGGUUACCAAUAGCAACAGGUAUAGGAAGUAUGGUGGACAGGAAUGUUCCUACAGGACAAGGUUAUGAUGGGCUGCCUGACCUCCAUAAUGAGGGCUUAGUGAGACCUUUAUCACCUGGAUCCCCACCUCGACCACCUCUACCAGGACCCGAUGAGCCCUCUGUAAUAGGACAGUCAGUUCGAGGCAGUGGGAAUAAUUUUGUGUCAUACGCCAGUCAAAUUGCCCAUGCAUUAAGACCAGCCGGAUACCAACCAAGUCCUGAAUUUGUAAGACGCCGAAGAAGAUGGCAGGGCAGUGACUUUCCCAGAAUAAGUGUGCAAGAAAGUUCUGGUAAUCUGCGUCCAAGCACGCAGUCUGUAUUUGGCAGCUUGCCAGAAUCAGAAAGAGAACUCCUGUUGAAUCCAACAUUUGAUCCUUUCCUGUCCUCAAUAAACCAAGACGCUGAAACCCCAACAGAAGGCUUAAAUCCACUCACCAGUAACACUGAACGGCAAAGAGUGGCAGCUUCAAGAAGAAUAACUAAUGAACCAUCUUUGAGCAGGCAUCUGUUACCAGCAAUUGAUAUAACGGAGGAAGUAGAAAUUCCACUCGAAGCUGUAACAGGCCAGUAUAUAAGGCCCUGUUCAAAUACCGGACAUACAAAUAUAGUAUCAUCUGUGAGGGGAGAGUCAAAUGAUAGUACUGAAAUAAAUAGUGCUGUUAAUGAUGUAGACAGACCACUUAUCAAAUAA
This is a messenger RNA of Ruditapes philippinarum (Manila clam), 1712 nucleotides long. RefSeq lists its product as uncharacterized. Gene Ontology annotation, cellular component: intracellular membrane-bounded organelle. NCBI's taxonomy places the organism in Eukaryota, Metazoa, Mollusca, Bivalvia, Venerida, Veneridae. Gene Ontology annotation, molecular function: protein binding. The record is from RefSeq and is a predicted model, not a curated record. Gene Ontology annotation, biological process: autophagy.